CAAGUUGAAAGAACAAGGACGAGUCUGUAAACGAUGGAGGGGUGUCUGCAGAGAGGGAUCGGAGAGAGAGAGGGAGCAAAGAGUGGAUAAAACCGAACAGCAGCUCUGGCUCAGUCACAACUCCUCAGUGCCAGACAAAGGCAGCAGCCCAAAACCCACACACACAUUUAAAGAAAAAACCCAGACUGUUUCCGGAAGAAUCUCCUGCAUUCUGAGCUGAGUUUUGGAUGCUCUGACUUGCCUUUACCUCUGGAGCUGAUUGUGUAUCAGGAUUUAUUCUCUAACUUGGGACCGUUGAUGGACUUCAGCAGUGGGAAAAAUCUCCAUUGGAUUUCCUUUCCUGUCUUGUGGCUGCACACAAUGCUUCACUCGUAGUUCAGUGAGGCAUAGCUACCUGCUGGUUUUAGGAUGACUGCUACCAACACUUUAAUGCUGCAGAGUUUCUUGUAAUUGUGUGAAUGUGUGUGUAUCAGGAUGACUGUUCCAAUGCUCAAGAUUGGUGCUGUGCUCAGCACCAUGGCUAUGGUAACUAACUGGAUGUCCCAGACUUUGCCAUCGCUCGUUGGACUCAAUGGAACCAUCAUCUCCCCUGAUGGCACACACGAACGGAUCAUCAGUGGAUUGUACCCUGGCUCAGAGGAAGGCUGGCAAGUGUACAGCACGGCCUCAGAUCCGGACGGCCGGUGUGUGUGCACGGUAGUCGCCCCAGCUCGAAACCUGUGCAAACGAGACCCUCGGAACCAACAGCUACGCCUGCUGACUGAACAGGUGCAGAAUGUGAGUCAGUCCAUGGAGGUGGUGGACCUGCGAACAUCAAGAGACCUUCAGUAUGUUCGAGACUCUGAGCCGCUGCUGAGGGGAGUUGAUGGUCACUUACACACGUAUGUGGCCAGUCCCCGCACUCUAACUUCUAAGACCCUCCAGGAGUUAAAGGGCCAGAUGUCUCAGCUGCGGCCCCUGUUGUCGGUGGUGGAGCAGUACAGAUUGGACUUGCAGAUGCUGGCCACUUUGCGAAUGGAGCUGCUCAACCUAUCGAUCAUCCUGACAGCCAUUCAGGAGGAGGUUGGAGCAUACGACUAUGAAGAACUUCAGCAACGGGUGUUACUGCUGGAGACCAGGCUGCACAGCUGCAUGAACAAACUGGGUUGUGGUCGCCUGACUGCAGUUAGCAACCCGAUCACUGUGAAAUCGUCAGGGUCUCGCUUUGGCUCCUGGAUGACUGACGCCAUGAUUCCCAGCUCUGACAGCAGGGUGUGGUCAAUGGAUGGCUACUAUAAAGGCAGGCGUGUGCUAGAGUACAGGACCAUGGGAGACUUUACGAAAGGCCAGAACUUUGUCCAGCACCUGUUGCCCCAUCCCUGGGCAGGAACUGGCCAUGUGGUCUACAACGGCUCACUCUAUUACAACAAGCACCAGAGCAACAUCCUGGUUCAGUACCAUUUCCGUUCUCGCAGUGUGUUGCUGCAGCGCAGUCUGAGUGGGGCUGGAUACAACAACACCUUCCCUUACAGCUGGGGAGGAUCAUCUGACAUCGACCUGAUGGCUGAUGAGACGGGACUGUGGGCUGUCUACACCUCCAUCCCAAAUGCAGGAAACAUAAUGGUUAGUCGCCUGGACCCUCGUUCCCUGGAAAUCCUCCAAAGCUGGGACACAGGCUUCCCAAAGCGCAGUGCUGGGGAGGCCUUCAUGAUCUGUGGCACCCUGUAUGUCACCAACUCUCACCUGGCUGGUGCCAAAGUCCACUUUGCCUACAACACCAACACCUCAUCAUACGAAUAUACUGACAUCCCUUUUCAUAACCAGUACUCCCACAUCAGCAUGAUGGACUACAACCCCAGAGAAAGGGCACUGUACACCUGGAACAAUGGGCACCAGGUGCUCUACAAUGUUACCUUGUUCCAUGUCAUCCAGAGCGAUGGCUAAUAUGACUCAAUAGAAAAUGAUAAAAAUGUAUUUGAUACUGCAAGUUAAAACACGCACAGACACAGACUUUGGUCUUUCACAUUGUGUUUAAAUCUGAAUGACCUACAGACACAGUAUGUUAUGGGACCACUUCCCUGAAGGCCACAGAUGAGUUUUCAUCACAGCACUAAUGCUGGAAAGAGAUUUGGCAGUUUUUAGCUCUGUCUUAUUUCAUUCUAUUUUAUUCCAUUUAUAUAUCAUGAGGGAAUAAGAUGGAGUGGAGGGUUGGGGGGGAGUAAAACAUAAAUACAGACAGAAAACAGGAUUUUACGUCACUUUAGCAUCAAGUUUUGACAAUGAGCCUGUUGGAGAUAUUCGGGACUUGUAAUGUAAUUUGUGGACAUGUUUAGUCAGCAUGGUUGUUCAAUCAAUAAACUUUACUGUUAAAUCUUGC
Molecule: messenger RNA, 2356 nt
Organism: Poecilia latipinna (sailfin molly)
Lineage: Eukaryota; Metazoa; Chordata; Actinopteri; Cyprinodontiformes; Poeciliidae
Product: noelin-2-like
Exons: 8
Coding region: 475-1923 (482 amino acids)
Biological process (GO): signal transduction
Source: RefSeq, a predicted model, not a curated record